GGUUGACCCACAGCUGUUCAUCUGGCUGUCGAGGCUGACAGGAUCCGUGGUUGUCUCUGUCCUGGAGGCGACGUGACGCCCUUCCUGGGAGCCCAUAGCAGUGUCCUCUGGGGAGGAGCGGAGCCAACCUCAGGCCUGAUUGACCAUGACGUCUAUAAAGGAGCAGGCAGCAAUCAGCCGGCUCUUGAGCUUUUUACAGGAUUGGGACAAUGCUGGGAAAGCCGCAAGGAGUCACAUCCUUGACAAUUUCAUUGAAAACAACCAAGGCAAGACUGCCUCUGAGCUGGAGCAGGAGUUUUCCCAGGGAGCCAGCUUGUUCCUGGUACGCUUGACCACCUGGCUUAGACUCACCUAUAUGACCGGCUCAAGCUUAGAGAAGGUUUUAAAGUCCAUUGGCAUCUUCUUAACAUCUGUAAACAGUAACCGGUACCUUAUAGAAUUUCUUGAGGUUGGAGGCGCCCUGACACUCCUGGAAACACUCCUGGAAACACUGGGGAUGGAGAAGAUCAAAGAGGAGGACAAGAAGGAAUCCAUCAGGCUACUGCAGGUUAUUGCGAACUCUGGCAGGAAGUACAAGGAGCUCAUUUGUGAAAGCUAUGGUGUACGAUCCAUAGCAGAAUUUUUGGCAAAGUCUAAGUCAGAAGAGACCCAGGAGGAAGUGCAGGUUCUGCUGGAUUCUUUGCUCCACGGUAAUCCCAAGUACCAGAAUCAGGUGUACAAAGGUCUGAUAACGUUACUGCCCUCCGUGUCCCCGAAAGCUCAGCAGCUGGCCCUGCAGACGCUCCGGUGUGCCCAGUCGAUCAUCGGAGCCACACACCCCAGCAUCGUGGACUGCGUGCUGAACGUGCUGCGCACGAUGCACCUGGAAGUCCAGUAUGAAGCCAUCGAGCUGAUCAAGGACCUGGUCAACUACGACGUGUGCGAGGCGCUGCUCAUCGGCCUCGUGGACCUGUUGACCCCACCCAUCCCGGAGACCAGCGAGCUGCAGCCCAAGAUCCUGAGCGGUAGGGAUCGCUGGGACGCACAGCGGGCGGGGCUGGCGGGGCGGGCGCCGCAGUCACGCCGCUGCCGGUCGGUGCAGUACUUCGUGCGGAUCUUCCCGCUGGUGGAGGAGCACGUGCAGAAGUGCAUGGGACAGGAGCUCUACAAGCUCUUCCGCAGCAACGCAGAGGACUUGCACAUGAAAAUAGACAGCGUUCAGGUGGACAUCUUGGCAACCAACAAAGUCAAUGUGUCCAGAGGUGCGUGGGGAGCGAGGGGCCCUGGAUGGAGCACGGGUGCAGCCAGCACCGGACUCAGGCUCGCCUCCUGCUUCCAGAACUGUACCUGCGCGGCCAGGUCUACAGCAACAGGAGCUGUUACUUCUGCCCUCGGGAUCGGCAGCGGCUGCCUGACUUCACUUACUUCCUGGAGGAUGUGGACGGAAAGGAGUGACAGGGCCCCUGAGGCAGCCGGGAGGGCCAAGGCGGAGAGGCGGCGGGGGAGCCUGGGUCCCCUCAGGGCGACUCCACUUGGCUCCGGAUCUCUAGCUGCAUGA
Molecule: messenger RNA, 1537 nt
Organism: Myotis lucifugus (little brown bat)
Lineage: Eukaryota; Metazoa; Chordata; Mammalia; Chiroptera; Vespertilionidae
Gene: ARMH1
Product: chromosome unknown C1orf228 homolog
Source: RefSeq, a predicted model, not a curated record